Spea bombifrons (plains spadefoot toad) is the source of this 2211-nucleotide messenger RNA. Its product is annotated as acetylcholine receptor subunit alpha-1-B. The record is from RefSeq and is a predicted model, not a curated record. Gene Ontology annotation, biological process: signal transduction; regulation of membrane potential; nervous system process. Gene Ontology annotation, molecular function: acetylcholine-gated monoatomic cation-selective channel activity; transmembrane signaling receptor activity. Gene Ontology annotation, cellular component: synapse; postsynaptic membrane; neuron projection. Bases 288 to 1655 code for a protein of 455 amino acids. NCBI's taxonomy places the organism in Eukaryota, Metazoa, Chordata, Amphibia, Anura, Pelobatidae. The transcript has 9 exons.
AUCAAUGUCUUUCAAUGACUAAAACUAUUAGUUUGAGACUGGCUAAAACUUUACAAACUCAGAUGUGAAAGCUAUCCCACAAAUCCCAGUCACAUUUCUAGCCAUAGCUCAUAGAACCUCAGCUGUCAUACAGAACAGGUGGAGGACAAUAAUAGCCCACUAGUUUCAUUCCACCAAGGGGAAUCGGAAGCUGCAAAGUCUUCAACCGCAAGAUCUUCAACAGCCUGAAAUGUCAUCAUUCCAAACAAGAAACUAAAGAAGAAGAGAACUGAGAGGGGCGAAAGGAAAUGGAUUUUACGAUUAAACAUCUUAUUCUCCUCUUAAUAUCAGCCGGAACCGUCCUCGCUUCCGAAGAUGAAACGCGGCUCAUUGCAGACCUCUUCAGAAAUUACAACAAAGUUGUUCGUCCAGUUGAGACAUUUAGUGAUAAAGUCGUGGUAACGGUUGGACUUCAGCUGAUACAACUGAUUAAUGUGGAUGAAGUAAAUCAGAUUGUGUCAACCAAUGUCCGGCUGAAACAGCAAUGGGUGGAUGUUAACCUGAAAUGGAACCCAGCAGAUUAUGGAGGGGUAGAAAAAAUCCGUGUUCCAUCUGGGUAUAUUUGGCAACCAGAUUUCGUUCUUUACAACAAUGGAAAUGGGGAAUUUGCCAUUACAAAGGAGACUAAGAUUCUUCUGGAUUACACAGGAAAAAUUGUAUGGACCCCUCCAGCGAUUUUCAAAAGCUACUGUGAGAUUAUAGUCACCUAUUUCCCAUUCGACCAGCAGAACUGCAGCAUGAAACUUGGCACCUGGACCUAUGAUGGCACUUUAGUAGUUAUAAAUCCGGAAAGUGACCGUCCAGACUUGAGCAACUUCAUGGAGAGCGGGGAAUGGGCAAUGAAGGAUUAUCGAUGCUGGAAGCAUUGGGUUUAUUACACCUGCUGCCCCGAUAAGCCAUACCUGGACAUCACCUACCACUUUGUGCUGCAGCGCCUGCCUCUUUAUUUCAUUGUCAACGUUAUCAUUCCCUGUGUUCUUUUUUCUUUCCUUACUGGAUUAGUGUUUUAUCUGCCAACGGAUUCAGGCGAGAAGAUGACACUAAGUAUCUCUGUAUUGCUGUCACUGACGGUGUUUCUUCUGGUCAUCGUUGAGCUGAUCCCUUCAACCUCAAGCGCAGUGCCUUUAAUUGGCAAAUACAUGUUAUUUACUAUGGUGUUUGUCAUUGCUUCGAUCAUCAUCACCGUAAUAGUCAUAAAUACUCAUCAUAGAUCUCCAAGUACUCACACAAUGCCCCAGUGGGUGAGGAAGGUUUUUAUAGAAACCAUCCCAAAUAUCAUGUUCUUCUCUACAAUGAAACGUCCUUCACAAGAAAAGGCUGGCAAGCAUCUUUUUUCCGAGGAUAUUGACAUAUCGGAAAUUUCGGGAAAACUUGGACCAGCGGCAGUGAUUUAUCAGUCUCCGAUAUUAAAGAACCCGGAUGUGAAGAGUGCUAUAGAAGGAGUCAAGUACAUUGCAGAGACCAUGAAGUCAGACCAAGAAUCCAAUAAGGCAUCAGAAGAAUGGAAGUUUGUGGCAAUGGUGUUGGAUCACAUCCUCCUUGCAGUCUUCAUGACCGUCUGCGUCAUUGGAACAAUUGCCGUGUUUGGUGGCCAUCUACUUAACAUGGAGGGCUGAAGUAUACAAGGAUAGAACAUGUGAAUAAUUCCAGACUGUGCCAUUUAAUGAUCAUUAAUGGUGUAUUUGCUCCAAUUUUUUAUGUUAUAACUUAUGAAGGGUGUGCUCCAAAAAGAAUAUUGUAGGGUCCAAUGGGACCACUUGGCAUUAUCCGGCCCCUAGGCCAGAAGGUGUCAGCCCUCCCCUGUACCUAUACUCAACGUUGUAAUCAGAUCCAGCUCAUAACUAUUCUUAGCCAGGAAACCAUCCAUCUAUAAUGCCACAUACAUGUUUAAAAAUAUUCCAGAUUUUAAUUUUUUGUUAUCAAAAAGUUAAGAUUAUUCAUUUGUUUGCUUAAUUUGCUUUUACAAUCUGUAGUUUUUGAGACCCUAAUGGAAUCAAUAUUGCAUAUUGUACAAAAUAUGAAUUACAACAAACAUGAAAAAAGGAAAAAUGGUUUAAUGAACAAAUGGACAGGAAAAAGUACAAAACAUAUGUUCAUUAGGGUACGAAGGGGUUAAUGUGAUCAAUGAUUGUAUGCUUGGAUUGUAUUAAACUUUAUUUGAUAAUACCAUUA